AUGGAGCGGCCCGAGGAAGGCAAGCAGCCGAAUCCCUGGGGGAGGCUUCUCCGCCUGGGCGCCGAGGAGGGCGAGCCGCACAUCCUGCUGUGGAAACCGGAGUGGACCAUCGGGCGGCGGAGAGGUUGUGACCUUUCAUUCCCUGGCAAUAAGUUGGUCUCUGGAGAUCACUGUAAAAUCAUAGUGGAUGAAAAGUCUGGUCAGGUGUCACUGCAGGAUACCAGUACCAAUGGGACAGUAAUUAAUAAGCUGAAGGUUGUUAAGAAGCAGACCUGCCCUUUGCACACAGGGGAUGUCAUCUACGUGGUGUUCAGGAAGAAUGAGCCGGAACACAAUGUGGCGUACCUCUAUGAAUCUCUACAGGACAAACAAGGCAUCACACAAGAGCCUUUUGAAGCGAAUAAAGAAAAUGUGUUCCUCGUGACCAAAGAUACCUCAGGAGCCGAGAGUGGCGGUGAUGCCCUGGCCCUGUCCCCAUCACCUGCCACUCUGACGUGCUGUGAGGAGCCACAGCCAUCAACAUCGACUUCAGACCUCUUCUACACGGCCUCUACCUCGUCCAUGGAGCCUCCUUCUGUGGGACAGGAGCACCCCAGUGCAUCUGGGGGUGGGAAUGGCCUCCCCUCCCAGGGAUGUGAUCCUGCUGCAGCAGAUGAGGAAGCGUCCAACCUUGUGUCUGCACUUCCUGGCAGAGAGGAUGCACCGUCAUCUUUGUCAGAGACCAAGGGUCAGGGGGAAUGGGAGCCUGCCAGAAAGAAGAUGAAAGCAGACGGGGAGCCUGGUCUGAGCAGGUUGCUGGGAGCACAGCCAUGUGAGGAUGCCGCAUCCAACCACGAGGCUUGCCGAGCUGCAGCUGUGAAACCAGACAGGAUGGAGGAGACACUCACCUGCAUCAUCUGCCAGGAGCUGCUGCAUGACUGCGUGAGCCUGCAGCCCUGCAUGCACACCUUCUGUGCCGCCUGCUACUCAGGCUGGAUGGAGCGCUCGUCACUCUGCCCCACCUGCCGCUGCCUGGUGGAACGCAUCUGCAAGAACCACAUCCUCAACAACCUGGUGGAGGCCUACCUCACCCAGCACCCAGAUAAGGGCCGCACGGAGGAAGACAUACGGAACAUGGAUGCCAGGAACAAGAUCCCUCAGGACAUGCUGCAGCCCAAGGUCAGGAGGUCAUUCUCCGAUGAGGAGGGCAGCUCGGAGGACCUGCUGGAGCUGUCCGACGUCGACAGCGAGUCCUCAGAUACGAGUCAGCCGUCCAUCGUGUGCAGACAGUGCCCGGAAUCCAGGACGCAGUCACAGCCGCUGCCCUGCCCCGGACCUGAGAGUGAUCGGGAGGCCCCGUCCACAUCUGCCCGUCUCCCAGCAGCCCAGGAUUACGUGUGUCCAGCACAGGGGAGCCACGUUGUCUGUACCUGUUGCUUCCAGCCCAUGCCUGACCGGAGAGCAGAACGCGAGCAGAACCCCCAAGUCCCCCCACAGCAGUGUACUGCCUGCCUGCAGCCCUUCUGCCACCUGUACUGGGGCUGUGCCCGAGCCGGCUGCUUUGGCUGCCUGGCCCCACUCUGUGAGCUCAACCUUGGGGACAAGUGUCUAGACAGCGUGUUGAACAACAACAACUAUGAGUCAGACAUCCUAAAGAAUUACCUGGCAGCUAGGGCUUUCACGUGGAAGAACUUGUUGGCAGAGAGCCUGGUGGCUCUGCAGAGGGGGGUGUUCCUGCUGUCAGACUACAGGAUCACAGGAAACACAGUGCUGUGCUACUGUUGUGGCUUGCGUAGCUUCCGGGAGCUGGCCUACCAGUAUCGCCAGAACAUUCCUGCUUCUGAGCUGCCGGUGGCUGUAACAUCCCGUCCUGAUUGCUAUUGGGGUCGCAACUGCCGAACUCAGGUGAAAGCUCACCAUGCCAUGAAGUUCAAUCACAUUUGUGAACAAACACGGUUCAAGAACUAA
Molecule: messenger RNA, 1947 nt
Organism: Chrysochloris asiatica (Cape golden mole)
Lineage: Eukaryota; Metazoa; Chordata; Mammalia; Afrosoricida; Chrysochloridae
Gene: CHFR
Product: checkpoint with forkhead and ring finger domains, E3 ubiquitin protein ligase
Exons: 18
Coding region: 1-1947 (648 amino acids)
Biological process (GO): ubiquitin-dependent protein catabolic process; protein ubiquitination; mitotic cell cycle checkpoint signaling
Cellular component (GO): nucleus
Molecular function (GO): protein binding; ubiquitin-protein transferase activity
Source: RefSeq, a predicted model, not a curated record